CGGCACAAAUAUGGUGUAACCGGAAGAGCAAUGUUUUCCCAGCAGUCCCUGUUUAUCGUCCCUCCCCCCUGUUUCCGACAGGCUCAAGGCCCGGAUGGCUGGGAGACGCUGGGCAGUGAGCGCUGGAGGAUGCGGGGAAGAUGGCGCUGAGCGGAAGGCAGGGGGAUGCGCUGUAUGGACGCGCGGAUUACUGCGCUGUGUAUGACCUGCAGCAUGUCCCUUACGGAAGCGGCCCCGGGUGUUUGUCCGGAGUGCACGGUCCAGAAUGUGUUCUGAAGCCUCCUCUGAACCUAAUGGGUCAGCAGCAGCCUCAGCCCUUCCAGCCUGUAUCUCCUGCCCAAACUCUUGGCCCAGCACCUGUUCUGAUGCCACCAGACUCUCUCACUUUCCCCCUUUGCAGUCCCCUCUCUGCCAAACCUCCCCCUCACCUCCAGCUGUUCCCAGACCCCGCCAUCACAGCACCCCCUGGUUCCAGCCCCAUACCGCCUGAGAAUGAGUUCCAAGCACCUGGCAGCGAACAGGACACUGCACUGGAGGAGCUGUGUAGACCUCUGUACUGCAAACUGUGCAACGUCACACUCAACUCACCCCAGCAGGCGCAGGCACAUUAUCAGGGAAAAAAUCACAGCAAGAAGCUAAGGAAUUUUUAUGCUGGCAGUCAACAGCCACCUCCUAUACGAAUACCUGAGGAAGCAGAGCCAGUUUCACAACAGUCCCUCUCCACUCCACCUACGGAUACUGGCACUGCAGUGGGCAAGCCGGCGUCCUUUAUCAGCCCCAGCAGGGUCAUCCUGGCCACAGAGAACGACUACUGCAAGCUGUGUGAUGCCUCCUUCAGCUCCCCUGCUGUAGCCCAUGCUCAUUACCAGGGCAAGAACCAUGCCAAACGGGUACGGCUUGCCGAGGCCCAGCACAAUGCCAGCUCCUUGGAUGCGGCAGACCUCGCACAGCGGCAGAGACAGACUUGCAGGAAAGAAGGGAAUGAGUACAAACUGAAGAACCACAGGAACUACAUGAACACUGCUAUGCCAGUUUCAGGACCGUAUUACAAUCCCCGGCCAAGGCAGAGAAUCCCACGUGACUUGGCCAUGUGUGUGACGCCAAGCGGGCAGUUCUAUUGCUCCAUGUGCAACUCGGGUGCUAGCGACGAGGCUGACUUCCGCCUGCACCUGGAGAGCAAACAGCACAAGAGCAAAGUGUCUGAGCAGCGCUACCGCAGCGAAAUGGAGACUCUAGGCUACACCUAGGAGGCUGUCCAGCAAGAAAACAAAACAAAACAGGAAUCGUCCAUGUAAUUCUCCAAGUGCACAUAUUAGCUUUGUUACAGAAAACUUGUGCAUUUGCAUUGAACCAGUCUCACAUAUUUUGCAUGGAAUGUUUUAAUUCAGUGAUAUUGGAAUGAAAAGAAAGCUACCUCUUGCAGAAUUACAGGUCAUUUUUAUGUCAGAUUGGAUACAUGUAUGGGAGCACCCAGUUUUAUGGUACUUGAGAAACUGAUCCCUCAGAGGAAUGUUUUUUUUUUUUUUUUCCGGCUCUCAUGCUGGGAUGAUGGUGAAAGGUGGCAGCUUUUGCAAAGGUCAUCCAGAUCAUAAUGACUUCUCUUAGUAUUAAAGUUCUAAUACUUGAUCAGCUUAUGAGGACUUCUAAUCCAAGGGGGCCUCUGCAGGUUCUGGUGGAGUUUCUUUUACAUUUAUGAUCAAUCUCUUCUUUCAUUGACCUAAUGUGAAGUAGUUUAUAUUGUUUAUUGUGCAAUGAAUGUCUCAAAAACGAACGGAUUCAGUUUUAAAAAGUCAGGGGCAAGCGUCCAUGCUAUAGCCAGCCUUGGGUUCACGGUGUUAUUACAGGAAUACGCUGAGUAUAGAGAGCCAGACUGCCAUCCAGAGGUUAGUGUCACAACUGGGUUCAUGUUAGCUUCUUCAGAACCUGCUGAAUGUACUGUGACUGCGAUGACAAUAACUUUCCUUGCUGGAUUUGCACAAAUGUCUCUAGAUUUACACUAAAAUGUAUUUAUGUAUUACAUAUUUUAAGUAUUUACAGCCACAAGGAUGGUAUAUUAUUGUGUUUGGUUUAUCUUGUGGCAAAACUAGUACAAAUAAUGUGUCAGUAUAACAGUCAUGCAUAUCAUGGUCCCCCCCGUAGCUCAUUCCAUGAUAAGUUUUCCCUUCUCAAACUACAGCAAACCCAAAGCGUAGCUAUUUUUAAAAAGGUGCCUUUGGGUCAGACCCUCUGUGCACCCCUACCUCACUCUUCUUAGACAGAGUGGAAAGAUUAGCCACCCGCCAAGACAUUCGGUGUAAUAUAUAAUUCCUAAAAAUAUUUGAAUGAAUAUGUAGACAAGGAAUUUCUGUGGAAAGCUACCGUAUGUGAAUGUUUAAUUCAUUUUGUAAUGCACAUGUCUGAGCCUGGUGCAUUUAUUCCACAAGUACAAAAUGUUGGCAGUUUAUUAGGCACCUACCCUGUAAAAUCAUCAUUGCUCAUUUUAAAAUGAACAAUGUGUGUACAAAGCAAGUAAACUGACAAAUCAUCAUCCAUACAGGAAGAAAGUUAGUGAUUGAAAACUUCAAGGGAAAACUCCACCCUGAAAUAUACAUUAAAUACGUUUAUAUUGAAAUAUUUGAUGUAUUUUUCAACCAAUUAGCUGUAUUUUCUCUAUUCCUGUGAGAAGUUAGAGGUUGUCUGUCACAUUGAUGUUAAAGGGAGGCAUUACUAAUCCAGUUAUGGACUAAUGGCGUUUCAUAGAAGAAAGUUCUAUGAUCUCAAACUCGAAGGAUAACAGCCAGGUUUAGGUGUUAGCUCCUAAAAACAAAAGAAAAGCAGAAGCUUAUUUUCUCACACCAUUUUCCAGGGAUUUUCAAUGUCAUGUUGAUGAGAAAUUCAACCAAGAAGUAGUAGAGACAGCAAAUGAAUGCAAUGAUGCAGCUAUGCUGAGUUAUGGCAAAGACUAUAAGAUACAUCUAUGAGAUGACAAGCAUAAUACCAUUGACAGCAGUAUUAGAUGAGGUGGUGAGAGAGCGGGAUAGUCUGGAAGAUUAGUGUGCUGCUGCAUGAGUCUCUUUGGAUAGAGCUGAAAGACGGGCUAAAUCCUACUUGGCACCACUAUCGGCAGGUAGCCGAACAGCAUUGUGGGUAAUGUAGGAAACUAAAAAAAGACCAAUAUGUUGAUGAAGAAACUUAAACUAAAAAAAAGUCAAGUCAGAAUUUUAUUUAGAUCCAAUUGAAGAUCUCAUCUCAUCAUCUCUAGCCGCUUUAUCCUGUUCUACAGGGUCACAGGCAAGCUGGAGCCUAUCCCAGCUGACUACGGGCGAAAGGCGGGGUACACCCUGGACAAGUCGCCAGGUCAUCACAGGGCCGACACAUAGACACAGACAACCAUUCACACUCACAUUCACACCUACGGUCAAUUUAGAGUCACCAGUUAACCUAACCUGCAUGUCUUUGGACUGUGGGAGAAACCGGAGCACCCGGAGGAAACCCACGCGGACACAGGGAGAACAUGCGAACUCCACACAGAAAGGCCCUCGCCGGCCACGGGGCUUGAACCCGGACCUUCUUGCUGUGAGGCGACAGCGCUAACCACUACACCACCGUGCCGCCCCCAAUUGAAGAUGCUAAUGUUAAUUAUACAGAUUAACCUGCAAGUUGUUCAGGGUGGAUCUUUCCUUUAAAGGCUUGUACCUCACUGUCGUUGGAUUCUAUGGUGAGCCAUGUAAAUACUUGUUUACAUUAAAAGAGAAUUUCAGGCAUUUAAUCAAGGGCAUUGCGAUACUAAAAGCUGUAAGAAUGCCUCUUCUUUAGACCACUCCAGCCAUUUCAUUCCUGUUUAGGUCAUUCCUGAAUUCAGCCAUGUUUAACCCAUUAAUAAUGUGUAUAAUUACCGUAGAACCUCCUCUUUGGUUUUGUUUAGUGAUAAAUGUGCAUAAUAUUUUUUGAAAUAUUAUAAACAUGACAGGACUUAUGGAUGUGAAAAGAGGAAGUAGGAAAAGCUGAGCCUUUAAAAGAAAACAAAAAACCUUUCCUUAUAUGCACAAAGUUGUUGCUCGCUAGGGGCUCAGGCUUUAUUGGCUUAAAGCCGUAAACUAUAUUUUUGUUUGCUAUACUAAUAUCACCAUACAAGUACAAAUGUUUUUGGUUCAGUGUUGAAAAAGGCUCAACGGUGAGCCUCAAAGAUGAAGCACAUUUCUGUUGGUGAUGAUCUGGUCACUCUGCAGAUGUUAUGUGUUUUCAUUUCUUUUUAGUCAUUUAUACACUCUGGUUGUUACAUUCACACUACAGCAAGGUUGAAUUUUCUCCCAGGUAUGAAUGGUCAUGAAGUCUUAUGGCUGCACAGAGUUGCUCAUAAAGAACUCAUAAGGGUUACCUAGAGAGGCUGUUUCACAUUUUUCCACAAAACUGUUGGCUCUAAAAUCAGGCCAUAAUAAGGGAACAUUUCACCGUUCUUCACUGAACAACUGCACAGCAAUAAUCUGUGGUGUUGAAUGAAUGCCUUGAAUGAACAAAGUAGUCGAAGUGAAUUCAACACAGUAGGUGUUCUGUUGCCUGUUUGCUCUGUUGGUUUAAAUAUUUAUGCUAAAUGAGGCAGAACUGCUUUUAGACUUGCAGUGCUUCAGAUCUGAGUGAUUCUAACCAAGCACUUUGGUGUUUGUUCGAGUUGCUGGACAGGCCAGGCGUUUCCUGUGUGGAGCAGGAAUGAAGGAAGCGGUGACCCCACAUACAAACAGGCUUUCCCCAAGGACACUGUCCUCAAACCGACUCAUCUCGCUUCUCCCAGCCAAAACCAACACUGACUUCCACAAUGGCCUCGCCAGUUGUUUUUCUGCAAAACUGUGUGACUGAAGGCUGUCCCUCUUUAUUUUGUGGAGAUGCUGAUGAAAUGAAAUAAGAUAGUGCCUUCUGAAAACACACUUUCAUUUCAUGGAUGCCUCUGGAACUUUCCAGAAAGAUGUUUUGGGUCUUGUCCUUUCAUGGUGCAAUAUGUGGCAAUAUUUGAUUUUUUUUUUUUUCCUUUUUGAAAUUAUUUUAAUCUAAAAAGUACUACCAGGAUCACAAAUGUACUGUGUUUAGAGAAGGAAAAGGAAUGUAACCUGACUAAAGAGACUGCUGGGACAGUUAUUUUCACUGCGUUAAAAUGCAUAUGUAUAAACAAAAAGUUUUAUUAAAUAAGAAUUACUUUAGCACUUUGCACUCAUUUUUGCAAGUGUGAAUAGGAAAUACAUCAUAAUGUUAAUCCACUUGUU
Neoarius graeffei (lesser salmon catfish) is the source of this 5234-nucleotide messenger RNA. RefSeq names its product zinc finger, matrin-type 3 (gene zmat3). The transcript has 6 exons. Gene Ontology annotation, molecular function: nucleic acid binding; zinc ion binding. The record is from RefSeq and is a predicted model, not a curated record. The coding region runs from base 141 to 1247 and encodes 368 amino acids. NCBI's taxonomy places the organism in Eukaryota, Metazoa, Chordata, Actinopteri, Siluriformes, Ariidae.